AUGAAGUUCUCUACACCAGCCCUUCUUCUUGCUUCCAUUCCAAUCGCCUUUGCUAGCCCUGGCAACUAUGGCUAUGGAUGUGACUGCGAAAAGGUUGCUACUGUAACUGCUACUGCGACUUGCACGGUCACAAAGUCAAUUCACGACCCCCUAGCCACCAAGACCGUCAAAGUGACAGUGCCCAUCUACAAGGCCCCUGUCACCAAGACCGUCACCAGGAUCGUUACCUCUGUCGCCGAUCCUCCCGACGCCAAGACUGUCAAAGUCACGGCUACCAUCUACAGCCCCCCCGUGACUAAGACUGUUACCAAGGCUGUCACAGUCACAGAGCCCGUCUACAAAGCCCCUGCCACCAAGACUGUCACCAAGGCCGUCACCACAUACGGUUGGAAACCUACUGUCACCAAGUACCACAAUGAGCCAGCAUACACCAUGUACAAGACCCAGACUGUCACUGAAUCUGUCACCAAACGCUGCGCUGAUUACGAAAAGCCCCAGUAUAACAUUGGAGUCUAUGACAAUUCUGGAAGUGGGGACUACUACGCCUGA
This is a messenger RNA of Fusarium subglutinans, 549 nucleotides long. RefSeq lists its product as uncharacterized. The record is from RefSeq and is a predicted model, not a curated record. The transcript has a single exon. Lineage: Eukaryota; Fungi; Ascomycota; Sordariomycetes; Hypocreales; Nectriaceae. Bases 1 to 549 code for a protein of 182 amino acids.